Molecule: messenger RNA, 848 nt
Organism: Pocillopora meandrina
Lineage: Eukaryota; Metazoa; Cnidaria; Anthozoa; Scleractinia; Pocilloporidae
Source: the annotation of a GenBank genome assembly
AGACUUUUUGAAGAAGAUCCAGGAUUACAAAACAUGUUCGCGGAAUUCAGAGAGGUGAAACUUGAAGAGCUGGCGCGAACGCGAGAGCUUCACGGACAUACCGAGAGAGUGAUGCGUGCCGUGGAGAACUGCGUUAACGCGAUGGAUGACCCAGACUCUUUGCGAGCUUAUCUGACGGAGCUGAGAAGGAGACACGUAUAUCGAUCAGUAAAACCAACUGUAAGCAAUGUAAGUAUGGCUUUUAAUGCUUUCUCUCCCAGGAGUGACCAAGAUGUAAUUUCUCCUCACAAUUUCAAUGCAAUAUCAAGAGGCCAAAUGACGAGAAUAUCAAAAAAUAUAAUAAAGCGAUUAUCCCCAAAAACUCAGAAUAAACUUUACAAGAAAUGUCAGGUGGACAUUAAGGAGAAUUGUCGUUGAGAUAUUGGGAGUGGAAAGGUAGACAAUCUUGAAAGGCUGAGAUAUUAGGUAAGAAAGGCGCGGGGUAAACGUAACGUCAACCUCGUUUCCAAAUCGAAAGAGAUGUCUCUAACACGAAACGAGAAAGCUAACAUUUCAUUUUACCGAUCAGCUUAGCAUAUUUCACUGCAGAGUCACCUUUCUGCGAUUCUAGCUGGUGCGCACCAUGCACUUGAGUAGUACACUAAGUCAACUACAGGCCAACUGUGUUUUUUCCUUCACUUUUUUUCCUCUUUUCACAACAGCUUCACCUGAUUUCCAAAGCGUUGAUUUCAACCUUUAAAGAGACCAUUCAGGACGAGUGGACUCCUGAACUAGCGGCAGCCUGGGAACUACUGUUGAAUUAUUUCACUCUGAUGUUGAAGGAAGGAAUACGCUCGACAGUUGAUUGA